AUGGCGUGGUCGCAGCUCACCAUAAACAAACCGCAUUUGGUGUACAUCAUCCUCGGCGGAUUCACCAGCAUAUUCAUGCUAUGCUCGCUCUUUAUCAAGGAGAAGCUGUACAUUGGCGAGGCGACCGUUGCAACAAUAUGCGGUGUGAUAUUUGGACCCCAUGCGGCAAAUCUCAUCAACCCUCUGACCUGGGGUAACACCGACCAGAUUACCCUCGAGUUCUCCCGCAUCGUCCUGGUCGUCCAGUGUUUCGCCGUCGGCGUCGAGUUGCCAAAGGCGUACAUGGAAAGGCACUGGAAAUCCGUCGUCUUCCUCUUGGUCCCAGUCAUGACUUUUGGUUGGCUGGUCACCAGUCUCUUCAUCUGGUGGAUGAUUGUCCCUCUCAGCUGGCUGGAGUCUCUGGUCGUUGCAGCUUGCGUCACCGCCACCGAUCCGGUCUUGGCUUCGUCGGUCGUGGGAAAGGGCAAGUUCGCAAAACGAGUCCCUAAACAUCUUCGAGAUGUCCUGUCUGCCGAAUCCGGUUGCAACGACGGCAUGGCUUUCCCGUUCAUCUAUCUGUCUCUCUACUUGGUUAGGUACAACCUCCGUGCCGGAGAGGUGAUCUUCCAUUGGACGUGUUUUACGAUCCUGUACGAGUGUAUAUUUGGCGCUUUCUACGGCGUCAUGGUCGGCUACAUAGGCCGCCACGCCAUUAAGUGGGCCGAGCGAAAGGGCUUGAUUGAUCGCGAAAGUUUCCUUGUAUUCUAUUUCGUCCUGGCCUUAUUCUGCGCCGGAUCCGGGAGUCUGUUGGGUAUGGACGAUCUCCUUAUUGGUUUUGCCGCUGGAGUAGGGUUUUCGAACGACGGUUGGUUCACCGAGAAAACCGAGGAGUCCCAUGUGUCCAACGUCAUUGACUUGCUUCUCAACUUGGCCUACUUUGUUUACUUUGGGACCAUCAUCCCCUGGGAUCAGUACAAUGCGCAGGCACACGGCCUCGCCCCUUGGAGGCUUGUUGUCAUUUCGAUCAUGGUCAUCUUGUUCCGUCGGAUCCCUGCCAUGCUGGCUCUGAAACCUCUCAUCCCCGACGUCAAAACUUGGCGCGAGGCUUUGUUUGCGGGUCAUUUUGGGCCUAUCGGUGUGGGCGCCAUCUUUGCAGCAAUCUUGGCCCGUGCUGAAUUGGAAACAGACGGAGCGAUACCGUUGGCCAAGCUCCCUCAAAAUAGCGAGGAAUAUCAGCUAAUCUACCUUAUAUGGCCCCUGGUCACGUUCAUGGUCAUCUCGUCCAUCCUCGUCCAUGGUUCAUCAAUCGCCGUGUUCACCUUGGGCAAACGAAUCAACACCUUGACCAUCACUCUGUCGUAUACCCAAGACAACGAGAAAGGCCCGGCAUGGAUGCAAAGACUUCCCCGGAUUACAUCUCAGUCAAGGUCCAUGUCCCGCAGGGAGAGCUCGGAAUGGGACAUCGAUGAAAAGCUGGAAGUUCCGCCUGGAGAACUCCCACCGAUUGGGAUUCCCAAACUCCAUCUCAGGCGACAGCGGGAAGACGAGUAUGAGAAGAGACCGGUCUCGAGAUCUUCGAGUCUUGGCAGAGCACGGAGGCGGAGGAAGCGUGAUAGAUCUCUCGAAGAACGGCUGGGAGGUCCUGUCAGUCAGAGUGCCAUUGCCCCGUCAAGACGUAGUGAGCCCGCACUCGUGCAACAGGAGUCUGGUUCAGACACAUUGUUCGACAAGUCCGGCGAACCUUCGCCGGAAAAUCGUCAAGAUGGUGGCGAAGCUACGUCACCAACCUCAUCCCCAGAGCGCCAUGAGCUUGAAGCUGAGCGGGAGAGGAAACCGGCACGGCGUGCUCGGUCUCCACCACCUCCAGACACGGCUGUAGACGUCGAGGUAUAUGAGGAAGGUGACAAUAUUAUCGUUGAGGACGAGGAAGGAAAUGUGGUAGACACGAUCGACACCAGUAACAUGGCGCCAGAUGAAAAGGUGGAGGCGAUCGAGAAAGCCCGCAAUCGGUUGGCUAAAGACGAUUCUGGAGAAUUCACAAAGCACAAGCACAAGCCACACCCCAGAAACGAAGGCGAGGAGUUGGAAGAGGAGAUUGAACAAGCUGUCUUGCCCAAAAGUAUGCGUCAGAGAUUUGAUCAGUGGAAAGGCUUUGGCAGACGUAAGGAGGGAGAUGCGGAACCUUCGAGCUCCAAGCAGACCGAACGAAAGCGGGGUCCGGCUCAUGCUUACCAGUUUGGCAAUACUGUUAUUGUUGAAGACGAGGACGGCGAGGUCAUCAAGACAUACAAUAUUCCUACCGAGAGUGGUGGCGGUGACAAGACAAGGGAACAGCAAAUGCGCGAUGGUCUGCGCCGUAUGAGCACCUGGGUUGGUCUGGGACGACAGCCUGGAGCUGCCGGUCCCAGCACUGCUGCUACUGCUCCUGCGCCACCAGACAAACAAGACCACGACCCGAAGGAUGCUGCCAAAAAGCGAGAUUUCAGAAGACGGAAUAGCGAUGCUUCCUCCGACGACGGCCUGAGAAUGACAAUUUCAAGGGCCGAUCAAUACGGCUUGACUGGACUGCAAAAGAAAACACGAGAUGCUCCCGGAACCAUUGCAUUGGGGUCUGGCCGACGACUGUCGACAAGGGACUUCAUCAAGCAAAUGCAGCAGCUCGACCCUAAAAAUAAGAUUCGAGAAGUCGAACGGAGUGACGCCACAGACGACAUCAAACGAGAAGUAAAAAGAGUCGCGAAAAUGGAAAGAGAGGGACUUGAUGAUCUGACUCCGCCCGAGGAGAGCCCAGCGCGUGGCCGGACCGAGGCAAAUGUCGGCGGUGCGUUAGGUGUUCGCCGCCCAGACGCUGGCGGAAGAACUGCGAGCGAGUCAGAAGCCGAUGACUAUUUCAGCCCCCAGCGGCGUUCGAGACCCGAUCGAUUGAGGACACAUGAAAGCAACCGAACUGUGAGAGAAGAGAGUGACGAAGACGAGCAGGAAGAAGAGGAAGAGGAGGAGGAGGAAGGAGACGUUCCAACUCAUAAUGUGAGAUCGAGCGUCAUGAGGCACGGCAAAGGUCAGACGGCGGCAGACAUUCGCAGAAGGACCCUGGCGAGGAUUCGUUCUGAGGAGGAAGAAGAGAACGGCGACGAAGGAGAAACCGCUGCGGAAAAGCGGCGCCGGCUCGCCGCACUGGGUCUGGGUGGCGGAGACGAAGACUCAAGCAGCGAGAGCGAUGAGGACGAGCCUCGCCGAAAUGAAGCGGCGGUGCCAGAGCCCACCGAAGAAGCAUCGUCGUCUUCAGCUCAGCCUAAAGCGCGGAUUCAAUGGGGCGGCGAGAGGGGGCGGGAGAAGAAAGACCCCUACGACAUCUACGCCGGCGAUCCGAUUGUUGGUGCUGCGAGGAAACUGAGGGGGAUGAUGAAGAAGAAAAGCUGA
Molecule: messenger RNA, 3399 nt
Organism: Fonsecaea multimorphosa CBS 102226
Lineage: Eukaryota; Fungi; Ascomycota; Eurotiomycetes; Chaetothyriales; Herpotrichiellaceae
Exons: 1
Coding region: 1-3399 (1132 amino acids)
Biological process (GO): sodium ion export across plasma membrane; regulation of membrane potential; intracellular potassium ion homeostasis
Cellular component (GO): plasma membrane
Molecular function (GO): sodium:proton antiporter activity
Source: RefSeq, a predicted model, not a curated record